This is a messenger RNA of Guyanagaster necrorhizus, 589 nucleotides long. RefSeq lists its product as uncharacterized. The transcript has 3 exons. The record is from RefSeq and is a predicted model, not a curated record. Lineage: Eukaryota; Fungi; Basidiomycota; Agaricomycetes; Agaricales; Physalacriaceae. The coding region runs from base 233 to 400 and encodes 55 amino acids.
CCUUAGCUGCACUACAAUUUUCAUGCAGGAUGGUGUGGAUAUCGUUUAUUCCAACGUUUCCUCCCUGCGACUGGAUAGGGCCAAGACUGACAACGUCCUGGUGGCAGAGCAUUUGGUGGUAACACUUUGAAGAAACCGCUCCGUCGUCAAUGUCCAUUACAAUUUUUUCAGGCGCACGUCUGAGAAUAGAGGGUUUUCUUUUGCAGGGGACCGAGCCAGCUCUGGGUUCGAGAUGGCAAAUACGGCCGGGGGUAGGUCACGCCUCGACGUUCUCAAAGGGUGCGACCGUCUCUAUUUGGAGCGGAUAUUAUGGAACUCGUUGGACUCGGUGGACGAUGUCGAGGGGGGAUGGUUGUACAAUGCCUUAUUGGACAUCGAUAAAGCUGAUAGGGCGUUCUGAUGGUGGUGGUUGUAAAUGCUCAUACUCUCCUCUAGAGGAUAGGAGUCAUGUUUGAAAAAUCUCCGUGGAAGCAUAUAUACUUCCGUGGUGGUAUUCCGGUCUCGGCUACACAGGCCCACUGAGACUGACACAGUAAGCUAUAAAGAAUUUCUCCGUUUCCUCGCUCCAUUGGCUCCGACAAUCUAAGGU